UGCGGUUCACCAACGUCUAUAAAUGGCUCUCUCCAUAAUCUUACUAAAAACCGCUGUUCUGGAUGUUCGAUUGAUUAAAAUUACAACCCUUAAUAUAAUACUUAAUUAGUAUAUCGUCUUAUCAGUUAUCACCACAUAUUUAUAUAUUUAUACAAAAUUAGAGUGAUGAAUCUUAAAAGUAUACCUAACGAUCAUCUAAAUAUUGAUGAUCCUCAAUUUAGAAUAACACCUGUACAACAAAUGGCUGCUGCUUGUACUGGAGCUUUAAUAACUUCAAUUUUUGUUACACCACUAGAUGUCAUUAAAGUACGCAUGCAAGCUCAAACUAGAAUUACUGAAAAGAAAAAAUGUUUCUUUUAUUCAAAUGGGUUAAUGGAUCACAUAUGUCCUUGCAAUGUAUUAAAAAAAAAUAUUAGUUAUAGUCCUUAUUACAGAAAUGUACAAUGGUUUGAUAGGCCAAGUCAUUUUAAUGGAACAAUUGAUGCAUUUAGACAAAUAAUAAGAAACGAAGGCGUUCAAUCCUUAUGGAGUGGUUUAAGUCCUACACUAAUUCUUGCGUUACCUGCUACUAUUGUUUAUUUUGUGUCAUAUGAGCAAAUAAGAUGUUUCAUUUUUGAUGUAGUCAAACCAUUUUACUCUCAAAACAUUGAUGAAAAUCAAUUACUCUGGAUAUCAGCUGUAUCUGGAUGUACUGCUCGUCUUGGAGCAGCUACUUCAGUUAGCCCUUUAGAACUUAUACGUACAAAGAUGCAAUCAAAAAAACUUAGUUAUUUAGAAAUUCAUGAAGCGUUAAAAAGCCUUCUACAUUACCACGGAAUUAAAGGUUUAUGGAAAGGCCUUGGAUCCACCUUAUUAAGAGAUGUUCCUUUUUCUGGAUUAUAUUGGAUAACUUAUGAAAAAAUUAAGUUAAUGUCUGGAAAGCCAACAACAUUUAUGUACAAUUUUUUUGCUGGAUCUAUAGCAGGAGCAUUUGCUGCUGCAGUCACUACACCAUUUGAUGUAGUAAAAACUAUACGACAAAUUGAUUUAGCGGAAAAAGAAAUUAUUGCAGAACCUCCAGGAAAAGUUCCAAAUUGGACUGUUAAAACAGUAAUUGAUAUAUAUCAUUCCAAUGGAGUUCGUGCAGUUUUUAGUGGAAUUGUUCCUCGUAUAAUUAAAGUAGCUCCAGCAUGUGCAAUUAUGGUAUCUACAUUUGAAUAUGGAAAAACUUUCUUUCAAACAAGAAAUAUGCAAAAUUACCACAAGAACAUUUAGUAUAUUUUAUUUUGUUAUAGGCACUGGAAAUAUUUUAUGUAUCCUAAAAGAAUAUUGACUAUUUA
Daktulosphaira vitifoliae (grape phylloxera) is the source of this 1319-nucleotide messenger RNA. Its product is annotated as probable mitochondrial glutathione transporter SLC25A40. Bases 166 to 1254 code for a protein of 362 amino acids. Lineage: Eukaryota; Metazoa; Arthropoda; Insecta; Hemiptera; Phylloxeridae. The transcript has 7 exons. Gene Ontology annotation, biological process: mitochondrial transmembrane transport. The record is from RefSeq and is a predicted model, not a curated record.